Messenger RNA from Phytophthora infestans T30-4, 450 nucleotides. RefSeq lists its product as uncharacterized. The record is from RefSeq and is a predicted model, not a curated record. The annotation marks the transcript as partial. The transcript has a single exon. Lineage: Eukaryota; Oomycota; Peronosporomycetes; Peronosporales; Peronosporaceae.
CGCUGGGAUGCAGAGGACGCACGACUUGCUGCCAUGGAAGAGCAGGAAGACGUCACUAAGCAGGGCGAGCAUGCAAUGGCAGGCUUUUACGCGAAUCUCAACAAGAACAUCGCGAUGGGCGGCUCGACGAGCAAUGCGCGGAGUGCGUACACGGCCAAGGAGGCACGACAUGACGCGACAACUAGUGAGAAACCGGCUAGCGCUGAGCGUGAACAUGACGGCGAGACAGCCUCCAUAUCUCUUGACGAACCUGCAACCAAGAAGGCGAGAAGUAGUGAGCAACCAGACGAGGGUAGACAGUCUUCGCCAGCUCGUGACACUUCGCCUAAACGCAAGGAAGUUGCCGAGGCUUCAUCACCACGGAAAAAGGAGGCAAAAGCGAGCACGGAGGACGCUAUUGCCGCUGCUAGAGCACGUUUCUUGGCUCGAAAGGCGCAACGCAAAAGCUAA